UCUCUUUACGACUAGCACACACUCUGUACAAACACCACCCUAACCUAUCAUGUAUCCAAAAGCACAUCGCAUCCACAAAGAGCACUGGUUUAUCGAGCGCAUCAUCAACGAGUCGCACAGGCACUACUACGACGCACGCGAGCAUAACGACAACUGGCGGUACCUGCGCCAAGUCCAGCCGCUGGGCGCCGUGUGUAGCGCCUGGCGGCCUGCGGUUCUCAAAUAUCUGCGAGCCAAACUGAUCGUGCAGAUCCAAGACCAGCCGUUCCGGAAGGCCGCGCGCACCCACAGCUUCAUGCGCAAACUCCGAGCCUCGAAGGUGCAGCAAAGCUCGUUUGGUAGCGUGCCAUUUGGCAGCACCAGCUUCCACUACCACACCAACAUUCACAUCCUGCCGGACUCGAUGCAGACAGUCAAUGAGAUUGUCUUGCAUGUGGACGAUAAGACCACGGAUAAGCAUGUCAUUGGGUGUCUGCAGGCGCUGGCCUUCAGUAUGCACAGCUGGAUAACUGUCAAAGCGCUGACAAUCUCGGUGGUGCAGUUUCCGCGGUCGAAUUUCUACGAAGAGUUCAAUUUGAAGCCCAUGGAGGGCGUGAUGGCAUAUGUGAUGCGGCAUGCGCCAAACAUCGAGGCGGUGCGGCAGAUUGACUUUAACUCGCAGGUAAGGUGCGAUUUCCCGGCACUGAUAUUCCCCGAGCUCACAGUGCUGUGUCUGCGCGAAGUUGUACCGCCGGCCAGCGGCCGGUCGCUGCCAGUCAUCUACGCAAACUCGUUGCGGAAGCUGACGCUGUACCAUAUCCAGCCAGAGCUCCUGUACGAUCUAUUCCACGACAUCUCCAGCGAGGACUACACAGAGUUCACGUACCUGGAGUCGCUGACGCUCGACCUGCAUUCGGCAAGCCCCGAAGGACGACAACGAGGCAGAGGAGCUUGCUGUCUGUUCUUCCCGCAACUGAGGACCCUGAACUUGGCAAACUACGGGCACGAUAUUCGGAGGCUGCUGAAAUCAUUCUAUGCAGGCUCCAAUUACACAGAUCACUUUCUCUGGAAACACCAGCCACUAGUCCUCGGCAGCAUGAUUGGACCAUUCACUGUGAUCCGGUCCAUCAAUCUCACUGGUGGACUGUUUGGCAGCGUCACUCUGCCUGAGCUGCUUGGCUGCACGUGGCUGCAGAAGCUCGACAUUGACGUACAGCUGACGUUUUCGCAGCUGUGCUUUAUGCUGCAGCGCCUGCCAACAAUCAUCUGGCUUGACUCCGAGGUACGUUUCAUUGCGUUCCACGAGGUGCAAGAGCGCAUUCUGGAAAUCAACGAUCCGUUCAGCCGUACCCUGCAGUCGCUGGAGCUUUACUCGUAUGUCCAGCAGAUUAGCGGCGACUACUGCAACUGGAACACUGCCAAGUUCAUCCUGCUUGCUGCAUGGCCUGGAUAUGACGCUGAGGCACUAAAGACGCUUGUUGGGCGAAUUAUGAUCUCUGAGCGGAUGCAGGUCAAGUCCCCACACAUGAACAAACUGAGGUUGAUGAACGAGCAGACCACAACCAGAAAAUAGACAUGUUGCCAAUUGAUCAUCGCCACGCAAUAAACACGCUGAAACUG
Linderina pennispora is the source of this 1599-nucleotide messenger RNA. RefSeq lists its product as uncharacterized. The transcript has 6 exons. NCBI's taxonomy places the organism in Eukaryota, Fungi, Kickxellomycota, Kickxellomycetes, Kickxellales, Kickxellaceae. The record is from RefSeq and is a predicted model, not a curated record. The coding region runs from base 50 to 1552 and encodes 500 amino acids.